Messenger RNA from Botrytis porri, 1257 nucleotides. RefSeq lists its product as uncharacterized. Bases 1 to 1257 code for a protein of 418 amino acids. The transcript has a single exon. The record is from RefSeq and is a predicted model, not a curated record. Lineage: Eukaryota; Fungi; Ascomycota; Leotiomycetes; Helotiales; Sclerotiniaceae.
AUGGACUCCAAUGUUUGGUCGAUUCCAUGGCCACGCGAACUUCCAGUCGUGGUUCGGUGCUUGCAAAAGCUACCGCGAGAAAUAGUACAUCAAGUUUCGAGCGAUCUACCCGUCAUCAAGAUAUUGUCGAUUCUCUCUUGGCAAUUACCAUACCUCGACGAAUGCGUUCUUUCUCAUAUAGUCUAUGGACGAUUAUUCAGCUCACAAGAUGAAAUCUCGCAUGCUUUAAAUCAUUACAAACUUUACCGCGAGAUAUGCUGGUUUUACCGCUGGCCUCCUGCAGACGCACAAUCUGUGUUUGCAAGAUCACCCCAGAUGCUCUUGAGUAAAUGGGUAAGCUUGGAUCUCUUAAUCUCGAAAAUGAGACGCCUGAUUAGAGCUGGCUUGAACAUAAACGAUGAUGAUUUCGAUCUUCUCGUCAAGUGUGGAAGACCUCUUCUAUGCAAUACAGACGUUGGUUUUGAUGAGAAUGAAUCUUUCCUCAAUUUGAAAAAUUGCUGGAAUCAUUGGAAUUGGAUCAAGCAUGCCAAGGUGAGGCUCAACAAACGGAAAUCCGACCAAAUAAGAUUCUCAGCAAAUUUGAUGGAGAAAUAUCCGCGAGUUCUUAAGAGACCGCUUGAUCCAUCGCAGGGAGCUCCUCGGCCCAACACUACUCAUACUGUGGUUAUGCUUGAGAGACUAGCGAUGAGAACUCUUCGGGAUAGAAAUUUAUCCCAUUAUUGGGAUCGUAAUCAAAGCCUGUACAUGUCGGGCAGAUAUAUUAUUGAACUAGUACCAUAUGAUCGAUACCUUCGGCUACUACUUGAUACGUUAGCCAAGUAUCCACUUGAUGUCGAAGUCACUGGUCUUGAGGAAUCUUUAGCCAACGUCUCUUUACAUAACAGCGGCCAAGGAAUAACUCUAGAAAAUACAGAGUCGGCUACUAUUUCGCAAAUAGAUCCUGAUGACUUCAAGUACCCAGAUUAUAUUGCUGCUGGUUUAAAGGUAGUACUAAAGGGCUUAAUGUAUAUAUACACAGAGCCGCCGUUGACUAUACCUCGCAUUCAAUACGAAUCACUUGGAAAUGAUAAUUCGUCGGAGAAGUGGCCAAGAUUCUUCGUUGAUAAAGGAGUAAAUAUACAUCCACACUUCGAGCAUCCAUGCGAAAAUCAGCAGAUAAGACCUCACGAUAAAAGAGAGUAUGAAUGGCUAGCAGCUUUUGUCGAAGUAGUCACAUGGAUAGAAUUGAAUAUUGCGCCGAUAAAGGAAGAAUUUUAA